Molecule: messenger RNA, 4004 nt
Organism: Ictalurus punctatus (channel catfish)
Lineage: Eukaryota; Metazoa; Chordata; Actinopteri; Siluriformes; Ictaluridae
Gene: chrna2b
Product: cholinergic receptor, nicotinic, alpha 2b (neuronal)
Exons: 6
Coding region: 633-2303 (556 amino acids)
Biological process (GO): regulation of membrane potential; chemical synaptic transmission; monoatomic ion transmembrane transport
Cellular component (GO): synapse; postsynaptic membrane; neuron projection
Molecular function (GO): acetylcholine-gated monoatomic cation-selective channel activity; transmembrane signaling receptor activity
Source: RefSeq, a predicted model, not a curated record
UGUACGUGCUUCCCAGUGUGCGUGUGUGUGUGUGCAUCGUUGACCGUAAACUUCGCACUAGGUAGCCGCCCCCUUUUUCUGACGUCACUUCGGAUGGACAGAUUGCGCGCGAGCACGGUCGCCUGGGAGACGGGAGUCUGAGGAGUGUGGACCGAACUACGAGUAGGCGCGCGCGCUGGAAAACGCACAAACCGCUCACUACAAAACUUUUCAACGAACCUUGAACAACGUUUCGGGAUCAAAGUCGGCGUGAAGUCUAAGCAGUAAACAGGUGCUCAAGUCUGGGAUCUAUUGCGGGCUGCUUUAAUGGGAAGCAAUAUCGGAGGGAGCAACAUGGAAGGAUAGAGGAUGUGUAUUAUAACUGGCACGCACUCAGGAUGAUCACACACACAUAUUUAAAAAUAAUAAUAAUAAUAAUAUAGCAACUGCUAUGUGCUACUUUAAGAGAUCGUGCAGUUAAGGACAGGGACAGCUUACUAUUUAUCUUGCUGACUAUAACAAGCAAUCUACACAAAAGGAUCCGGAAAAAAAAACAGUUCUGAAACUAAAAGGUUAGAAACACUAGAAUGACCGUGAAAGGAAAGUUCACCGGGAAUAACUGAGCGCGCGCAUGGAGAGAUGAAUGCAGCCUUAUGAUGGAGCGCGUUUGGAAUCUCCUGGUCUCACUGAGGAGCGCGCUGCUCUGGAGCAUCCUGUGGCAAUCAAUGUCCUGUUAUGAGAAGACUCAAUCACAUGCUGAGGAUGAACUCUUCAAGAAGCUUUUUGUUGGAUACAACAAGUGGUCGCGGCCUGUGCCAAACACCUCAGACGUGGUCAUCGUUAAGUUUGGCUUGUCUAUCGCCCAGCUUAUUGAUGUGGAUGAGAAAAAUCAGAUGAUGACAACCAACGUCUGGUUGAAGCAGGAGUGGAAUGACUAUAAAUUGCGUUGGAAGCCCUCUGAUUAUGAGAAUGUGACAUCCAUCAGGGUGCCAUCAGAGCUCAUCUGGGUUCCAGACAUUGUGCUGUACAACAAUGCAGAUGGAGAGUUCGCUGUGACCCACAUGACCAAAGCUCAUCUCUUCUACACAGGCAAAGUGCGCUGGGUUCCCCCUGCCAUCUAUAAAAGCUCCUGCAGCAUUGACGUCACUUUUUUCCCUUUCGACCAGCAGAACUGCAAAAUGAAAUUUGGCUCAUGGACAUAUGACAAGGCCAAAAUCGACUUGGAGCGCAUAGAGACCACUGUGGACCUCAAAGACUACUGGGAGAGCGGCGAAUGGGCCAUCGUCAAUGCUGUGGGAACAUACAACACCAAGAAGUACGACUGCUGCCACGAGAUCUACCCAGACAUCACAUACUUCUUCAUCAUCCGACGCCUUCCUCUCUUCUACACCAUCAACCUGAUCAUCCCUUGUUUGUUGAUCUCCUGCCUGACUGUACUGGUCUUCUACCUGCCCUCAGACUGUGGUGAGAAGAUCACCCUGUGCAUUUCUGUCCUCCUCUCACUCACUGUCUUCCUGCUGCUCAUCACAGAGAUCAUCCCGUCUACGUCACUGGUCAUACCGCUCAUUGGCGAGUACCUACUCUUCACCAUGAUCUUUGUCACAUUGUCCAUUACCAUCACUGUGUUUGUGCUGAAUGUGCACCACCGCUCACCAGGCACCCAUAAGAUGCCAAGUUGGGUGCAUACUAUCUUCCUCGACAUCAUUCCACGUUGGCUUUUCAUGCGCAGGCCGGCUCCCUAUGGACGCCGUCGGCAGAGGCUGCUGCUCCUGAAAAGUCGAAGGUCACAAGGACUCAGGGCUCCUGCUGGAUCAUGUUUGAGCACUUCUGCCAGCUGGUUCAGGGAGGUGGCUGAGGAUGAGGAAGCAAACACGCAAUGCUUUUAUGAAGACCUAGAGUUGGGCACGCUGUCUUCUAAUUUCUCUCUUUCCUUCCGCCCUCCUUCUCCUCGUCCACCUGGCUCCACCCCAACACCUUCUCCUCCAAUCCCGCCUCCUCCUACUUCUCUGCCUCUGAAACAUGGACCUUCUAUGAGACAUGAUGCAGUGUUGGGUGCCAGGCAUCCAGGGGGUAGAGUGAACCAUACUAAGCGACAGUCAGACAACGAGCGAUUCUGUCUGUCUCCCAGUAUAAUGCAGGCUCUGGAAGGAGUUCACUACAUAGCAGAUCAUCUGAGAGCACAAGACGCCGACUUCAGUGUUAAAGAGGACUGGAAAUAUGUUGCCAUGGUGAUUGAUCGGAUCUUCCUGUGGAUGUUCAUCAUCGUUUGUCUGUUGGGUACCAUCGGCCUGUUCCUCCCCCCAUGGCUGGCUGGCAUGAUCUAGAGCCCUUUAUAUAAACUUGCAGACAUGCAGUACGGGCCCUGUGGAUAUACUUGUCAUUGCAGACAGUGAGCGAGUAUGCCACAUGGAUGAGUAAUAUGGAAACUGUGAAAAAAUAUUUGAAUGAAGAGCAAGAAAUUCAUCAUGGAGCAGAAUGUCUAUCAGCACUGUGCGAGAGCCCUGAAAGCAAAUUUAUCUUUGAAUGUAAAGCCUUGCAAUGAAUACUGAUGAAUAAAAUGUGGCACCUUCAAAAACAACUUCUGCAUGAGUCCACGCAGGGGUGUUCAUUUUAGUUCUAUCUAUCUUUCUCUCUCAAGAAUCAAUGGAUUAACUUCUGAUGCAGUGAGAUUUAGGGGACGUGACAUGUACUGACACCACGGCAGACCCUUGGAGAACAGCUGCUAAGAGAAAAGCUGUAGUGAGCUGUACUUCAUUUAAAAUCCUGAGAAUUCUGAGGGCCAGAUUUGUUAACUAUUAUGUAUGAAGUACCACAUUUUUAAUAGUAAAACAUACAGCGUUCCUUCCCAUUCAGAGUGUGUGUCCGUCUCGAGCCAAGUAACGGAAUACAUGUAAUGGUGUUACAGAAUCGGGAUACAAACAACUGGUAACUGUAAUCCAUUACAGUUAUGUCAAAAAACUAAGUAAUCAAAUUACAGGUAAUUUUUUAAAAAAUGGGAAUACUAUCAGGAUUACAUUUUUUUUCAUUUAAAGAAAUUAAUAUUUUGACAUAACACAAUAUAGACAGUUGCUUAAUUAUAGUUCUGGUUCUCUCUUACCAGUUGUGACUCACAUGAGCAAUAUCCUGGUGCAUGCACAAAUCAAUUUUAUUAAAGUUAAUUUGGUAGAAAUGAACACAAAUUGUUCUCUGAAAUGUUUUUAUUAGGGUGACCAUACGCCCUCUUUUUCCCCGGACAUGUCCUCUUUCUCGGAACUUAAAAAAGCGUCCAGCCGGGAUUUCUAAAUUUGAGAAAAUGUUCGGGAUUCAGCUUUAGUUUCAUUAUGAUCUGCUUAUGGUCUAAUACUGCUGCAUGUAUGCGCAUAUUUGCAUUGCUUUAACCCCUCUCUGUAAUUCCCGCCAGUUGAUCGAUUAUAAAAGGCUUGCAGCAACUAUUGGCCAAAUUCCUCCCUCUAAACCAUUAGUCUACUCUCAGCGAACACGCGAAGGUGAAGCACUGUUGUACACAGUUGCUUGACAAUAGCAACAAAUGACAGCUGUCCUGAGUCGAAACAAUGCCCAUGGCCAUAUAAGGUCAUUUUAAAUUUCAUGUUAUCACAUUGCUUCGUAUUGCAUGUCCAUUUAAAUGUAUAACUAAUAGCAAAGAAGGUACACUCGUGGCGUCUGAUUUUAUUUUAUUCCAUGGACAUUCAAAAGAAUGUAGGAAAAAAUAUAAAACAUGGGCAGAGUGAAACCAAUUUUAUUUAUAUAUAUUUAUAUGAUACCAAUAUUGUUUCUUUUUCAGUGUAUUAAAGUCAGCAUUCAUAGUAACACUGUUUUGAAACCUAUUAAGGACACCCCUCCUCAAAAAAAAAAACUUUCCUCUUUUUGGAAAACCAGAAUAAGGUUACCCUAGCUUUUGUGAUGUAAUGUUACCCUCAUCAGGGACAGUGAUUUUUGAUUAUUUAUUUAUUUAUUUAUUUAUUUAUUUAUUUAUUUUAUUGAAACAAAUCCAAACAUUGAACCUGUUUUUAAACUCUAAAAUAAAC